GCAGCUUCGAGGUCUAGAUCCCGAUUCCCAUGAGACGAUCCUCCUGGAGUAACUUGAGUCCAUAGACCAAGAUCUGGAUUUUGUUUUUUUUUUCUUUGUCUAUGAGAUGAAUGCCAGGUUGCCUAGGGCCAGGUGCGACUUACUUCAUUUUUGAUUUCUUCGUGGUCGAUUUUUUUACUUCAUUUUUGACUUCCGUGGUGUGGGUGCGGUCAUGAGCUUGAGGGCAGCUAGUUCCUAGCCUCCUUACAUCAAUUUAAAUAUCUAUCACCGCGACUGCACAGCAGAGUAAGACUUUUUCUUUUCUUUGCUUAAUCGAGACGGAAGUUUGCAAAAUAGAUGUCGUCUUCAUCGUCGUCCUCCACACUUGUGGACUUGCUUCUCACCGUACCCUUGACCAAUGGGUCGCGGGUGGAUGUGGACGGCAUGAACAAGUUCAUAAAGCACGCGAUCAUUCGCGAAAAGUCGUUGAAAAUAGUGCAGUAUUCGACGCGGAUCAUCGGUUUUUACGCCCGGCAGCGAAAGCUGACAGCUGUGGAUAAACAUUUCACCGGGAUAUCGAAGCAGCUUUCUCUUGCGCGGCGGUGCUUCAAGUUUCUACGCUGGUUCAAGCACUUUCUGGACUACAGGGACGCCGUCAUGAUGCCCGCCCCGGUGAGAAAUUUUUUUGGCUGCUGUGCUGUCGUAAGGUGGAAAUAGCAACAGAUAAUAUCGCCUGUCCUCUUCUUGAUCCUAGUGAUAGACGUAGAUCAUGACCAUGCGGUGCGAGGAGAGCGACCAAAACUAAUCUUGUAUUUCGCAUCUGUAGUCGUUGCACGUGGGACCUGGUGUAGAAGUUCAUGAAGUCCUCGUACAAAGAAAAUCGAAAUUAACUAUACACAGGUGAAGCACCUCUUCCUGGCCGAAUUUUGGCUAAAUCUUGUUGCUGAUCUGGCAGAGGACCUGACAAGCUUGCAAAAGCUGAAAAUCAUUCCUGCGCACUGGUUGCCAGACGCAACAGAGCUGUAUGCAAACUACUGCCAGCUGCCCCUGGCUUUUGUGGAAGUCGCGGUACACUAAACAGAUUUCCAGAUUUUUUUCACCAUGGUUGUGUAUGCGCUCCAACGAACUUCCACGGCGUUGAUUUUAUUUGCAGAUGAGUCAGAAGAUAUGUUUACACAUUCGAGGGGUAAUGCUUAUAGUGGAUACCCAAUGACAUCAUCAUAUUAAUUGACAGGUGAGCGUGCUGAAGCGACAAAUGGUUGACAGCAGCAUUAACCCGCUUAAAGCGACCAUGGCAAAUCUCGAAAUCUUUAAAUACCUGUGCGACAUCGGCAAAGGCGUUUACGAUUGCGAGUUUUCCUUUGCAAGGGAAGACGUCUUUCUCUGGAGUGGUCUAAUUGCAGGAAUUCUGACAACGCACAAAAAUGUCGUCAAAGCCGUGGGGGUGAAAAAACUACCGGCUUUGACGGCAAGUGGAGGCUCGGCGAAAGGCUGACAAUGCAUCUUAAGAGAAGUCACACUUCCUCCAGAAUUCUCUACUUCGAAACUGAAGAAACAAAGACAAAGACACAGUACACACCUCCAGCCCAACGAACAUAAUGAAGGACAUGAAGUUCCUGUUCCGUAGCUCAUUCUUAU
Messenger RNA from Amoebophrya sp. A120, 1617 nucleotides. The record is from the annotation of a GenBank genome assembly. NCBI's taxonomy places the organism in Eukaryota, Dinophyceae, Syndiniales, Amoebophryaceae.